GCUAAAUACUCUGGCAACCAUCCUCGCAUCAUUUCGAUUCGCUAGCAAGUUUACGUGUAAAUUGUGCCUUGGUGGCGAUAUGGCACAUGAAAACACUAACAUUUCAUGGAAAUGAAAUAGCAACCGCACUUGGAUAUUCUUUCGGAAACAAAUUUCGGGUUGGAAAGUUACCGGCCAUUUAAGCAACUAAAUAAAUCGGGACAGACACCUUAUGUCAUAGGUGGUACAAGUUGUUUACUAUUUUUAGGUUUGCCGUCGACUAAUUUAAAUGAUAAAGUAUGGGUUCGUAAACUAUGCAUUGGAGCUUCUGGUAAUCAAAUCAUUUGGCGAAAAAACUUGGGAAACAAUCAAGAAGAAUGCCGAAGUUCAGAUGGAAGGUCAAUUUUUGGUACGCCAGAUAUACGAGGACGAACUAACUUAUAAUUUAAUAUCGGCUGCAGUCGAAGUCUUAAAAAUUCCAGCGAAUACAAUUCUCGAACUGUUCGGAAAAACAUUUUUCGAGUUCUGCCAAGAUUCGGGAUACGACAAAAUCCUUCAAGUCUUGGGAGCGACUCCCAGGGAUUUUCUUCAGAACCUCGACGCUCUACACGAUCAUUUGGGAACUCUCUAUCCGGGCAUGAAGGCUCCUUCUUUCCGGUGCACGGAACGGCCAGAAGAUGGUGCGCUUAUUCUGCAUUAUUAUUCCGACAGACCUGGAUUGGAACACAUCGUUAUUGGGAUCGUAAAGACCGUCGCAAGCAAACUGCAUGAGACCGAGGUGGAAAUUGAGAUCCUCAAAACCAAGGAGGAGUGCGAUCAUGUCCAGUUUUUGAUCACAGAAAAGUCCGGACCAGAACGACCAGCGUUGCCGCAGAUUGACGAGAUUGAAACUCUCUCUUUGGAGCCGAAAGUAAGUGCGUCCACCUUCUGCAGCAUAUAUCCAUUCCACAUAAUGUUCGAUAGGAACCUGAAAAUCGUACAAACCGGAUCGACGGUCGCGAGAGUCAUGCCCAAGGUCAUCGAGGACAAUUGCCUCGUCACCGACAUACUCGACCCGAUUCGACCGCAUUUGGAGCUAACUUUCGAAAACAUCCUGUCACACAUUAACACGAUAUACGUGUUGAAAACGCGCUCGGGUGUAAUGCAAGUCGAUGCUCCUCCGGAAUACCGAUUUUUGAGGCUCAAAGGUCAAAUGCUCUAUAUUCUGGAAUCGGAUUUGGUAAUAUUCUUGUGUUAUCCAAGCGUGGUCAACCUGGAUGACUUGACGAGAAGAGGACUCUACAUUAGCGAUAUUCCGUUGCACGAUGCUACUCGGGAUCUUGUACUGAUGUCGGAGCAGUUCGAGGCGGAUUACAAAUUGACGAGGAAUUUGGAAAUAUUGACGGACAAGUUGCAACAGACCUACCGAGAAUUGGACGGCGAGAAAAAAAAAACGGACCAAUUGCUAUACUCUGUUCUACCCAUCAGCGUCGCGAGUGAAUUAAGACACAAGAGGCCCGUUCCGGCCAAAAGAUACGACUGCGUGACUCUGCUUUUUUCCGGCAUCGUUGGAUUUUCUGACUAUUGCGCCGCCAAUACCGACUCCAAAGGUGCAAUGAAAAUUGUCAAAAUGCUGAACGAGCUGUAUACCAAGUUUGACGAUUUGACAGAUCCCAAGGUCAACCCGAAUAUCUAUAAGGUGGAAACGGUUGGUGACAAAUAUAUGGCUGUCAGCGGUUUGCCGGAGCCUUGCACUACGCACGCCAAAAACAUCGCUAGGCUCGCUCUGGAUAUGAUGGAUUUGGGGCACACAGUUAUUAUCGAUGGGCAGCCGGUUAGGAUCACCAUAGGAAUUCACACUGGAGAGGUGGUGACGGGAGUAAUAGGGCAACGCAUGCCAAGGUAUUGUUUGUACGGAAACACGGUUAAUCUGACCAGUAGAACGGAGACCACAGGUCAACCGGGAAAGAUAAACGUGUCCGAAGAUGCAUACAGGGUUCUUCUUCAAGAGGACAACUUCGACGAACAGUUUCAUUUCGAUUGUAGAGGACCCGUUACCAUGAAAGGAAAAUCAGACCCUAUGGACGUAUAUAUUCUAUCAAGGGCCGGAUGUUAAUCGCAUUAUCUUUUUUAAAUUAGUAACUUUUAUUAUAAUGGUUGUUUGUGGCUCCAUGUUUAAACUAUUUGCCAGUUCAAUAA
Molecule: messenger RNA, 2157 nt
Organism: Cylas formicarius (sweet potato weevil)
Lineage: Eukaryota; Metazoa; Arthropoda; Insecta; Coleoptera; Brentidae
Gene: Gycbeta100B
Product: guanylate cyclase soluble subunit beta-1
Exons: 15
Coding region: 269-2074 (601 amino acids)
Biological process (GO): cGMP biosynthetic process; response to oxygen levels
Cellular component (GO): guanylate cyclase complex, soluble
Molecular function (GO): guanylate cyclase activity; heme binding
Source: RefSeq, a predicted model, not a curated record